AUGGGGAGAAUCGCGAGUGCACACGCAUACGAGGCGACGAGGCAUCGUGAAUCGGCGCCGGUGGUUUCGAUCGAGAGAAUGCAAAUUUGCCUGAAGCUCCUGGAAGACAACAACGCGGCGCUGCAUCUCAGAAAUCGCGAUCUCGUUGCGGAAAAUAAGAGCCUAACGAAGCGGCUAGAAGAGGACGCGAUUAAAACGGAGAAAAUGCAGAAGAAUGUGUCAUUAUUGCAGAGCGAACUUGAGAAAGGAAAAGAGAAGCUGGUUGACUUAUUAAUGAGACAAACGAUUCAAACUGUUCUCUAUAAAUUCCAGAAACACGACGAGAAAUGUCUAGAAAAUAAAUGCACUUCCACGACGAAUAUAGCUUCCAAGAUCGAUCGCGGAUUGCAAAUUUGGGAAGUCUGCAAAGACUGCCACGGAGAACUGGAGGGCUGCCAAAGGGAAUCACUCACGCGGAUUACUAUCACGAAGUCGGAGUUUGAGUUACUCGAGAGGGAUAUGCGGACUUUGAGGGACGCCGUGAUCGCCCGGGAGGAGGCCUGGGACAAAGCGGUGGAGCGCGAGCGGAAUUGCCAGCAGCAAUUAGCACGGCUGACCGCGGAGGCGAUCACCGCGCGUCACCUUUGCGAAACUCGCCAGGACGAACUUGGCGCGGUCACGGAUACUUUGACGGAAAAAGAGUCGGAGCUGAAAAUGAUGCGGAAAGAAGCGCAGUACCUGAACAAAUUAAUUGCUAGGCUGCACCACCGUCAUAGGUGGGAGCUCGAGGAAUACGCGAGCGGCGGCGUGAGCCUCGGCAUUAGCGAGAGGGAUCAGAGAUGCAUCGAGGAGAUUGCGCGGCGCGUACGAAACUCCAAGAGCAAAUCGAAGACGAGGCCCAAGUGCAAUUCGGAUAAAUGCUCGCGUUCGAAUUCGAGCAGCCCGCGCGAGAGCGGCAAGAACGGCCAGGAUCAGGCAGGUUCCUCGGAGGAUCGUCGCAAAUUGAAUUUGUAAUCGCGGUUUCGUAGACCAGACGUUGUCCAAUUUGCACUCACCGCUGCACAGGCUCCCGCAAUUUUAAUACCGCGUGCUCUC
This is a messenger RNA of Vollenhovia emeryi, 1074 nucleotides long. RefSeq names its product polyamine-modulated factor 1-binding protein 1-like. The record is from RefSeq and is a predicted model, not a curated record. Lineage: Eukaryota; Metazoa; Arthropoda; Insecta; Hymenoptera; Formicidae. The coding region runs from base 1 to 993 and encodes 330 amino acids. The transcript is spliced from 6 exons.